Messenger RNA from Dissoconium aciculare CBS 342.82, 771 nucleotides. RefSeq lists its product as uncharacterized. The coding region runs from base 1 to 771 and encodes 256 amino acids. Gene Ontology annotation, molecular function: GTPase activator activity. The record is from RefSeq and is a predicted model, not a curated record. Lineage: Eukaryota; Fungi; Ascomycota; Dothideomycetes; Mycosphaerellales; Dissoconiaceae. The transcript has 5 exons. Gene Ontology annotation, cellular component: cytoplasm; nuclear pore. Gene Ontology annotation, biological process: nucleocytoplasmic transport.
AUGGCAGACGAGUUGCUGAUUAUCGAAGGUGUGAGUGAGAGACAGAUCUUUGAGACCAAGCCCGUCGCCGCGGCGCCCGCCGAGGAGAACAAGACCGUGACCGAAAAGGCCGCCGAGACUGCCGCUGUCGCCAAGGACAACAUCUUCAGCAUGUUCGGUGGAGGAGCCAAGAAGGAGAAGAAGGAAGAAGCUGAUGAGGAGAAUGACCGAUCGGGCAGCGCAAAGGCUCUGAAGGACAAGGAGGCCGCCGAGGCGGACGAGGAAGACCGUGUCGAGGAGGAGGAAGCCGAUGUCCACUUCGACCCCGUCGUGCACCUCACCGAGAAGGUCGAGACCAAGACCAACGAGGAGGCCGAGGAGCAAACUUUCAAGAUGCGCGCCAAGCUUUUCAAGUUCGACCGCGAGAGCCGGGAAUGGAAGGAGCGAGGAACUGGUGAUGUCCGUCUGCUCAAGCACCGUGAGAACGGCAAGACCCGUCUCGUGAUGAGGCGAGACAAGACCUUGAAGGUCUGCGCGAACCACUACAUUGUCCCUGACAUGAAGCUUUCACCCAACGUCGGUAGCGACCGCAGCUGGGUCUGGAACGCCGCGGCAGAUGUGUCCGAGGGCGAGCCCGAGGCACAAACUCUUGCUAUCCGAUUCGGAAACUCAGAGAACGCCAACUUGUUCAAGGAGGCCUUCAUCAAGGCACAGCAGGAGAACGAGGUCCUCUUCAACAAAGACUCAUCCUCCAAGGCAGCGACCGAGGAGGUCAAGCCGGCCGCCGAGUAA